UGCACCACGGGGGGGAACAGACAACAUACAUUCAUACAAAACUAAAAUCCUUUAUUACACAAUCGUUUGAAGGAAAUACGAAAAAGAUGAGUGUUGAUAUUUAAAGGAGAUCUUUACAGCAGCUCACUAUCAGUUCAGUGGACUCACAUCCAGAUGGUAAUAUUAACAGAGCUAAUGUUGUUUAUGUACAGGCCAAUUCGUCUAAAUUAGAUGAUGCAAAGAAAAUAACAAAUAAUCUUCAUAAAUGAGAUGUGGCAAGAAUUACAAACAGCCUCCAAUGUUUGCUUAUACUCAAGUUAAAUGUUAUUGAUAUAUUUGAAUAUAUUAAAUUCCUAAAGAGUUCCAGCUGAUGGAUAAGGUGUAGACCUCAGGCAGAAUACAUAAAUACAUAACCUCACCAGUCUACUACGCUUUUAUGAUAUAACCAAAUCCACUAGACACAACACCAUCACUAUGAACACAUGUCACACAGGCCACACAGUUUGGGUUUGAAUCUGUUGUAUUUCAGUUAAGACCAAACAGUUACGACUUUACUACUGGAAGAUAACAGUCAAUGCAUAACAAACACAACAACCCACAGUUAAGCAUCUCCAACGACACAGAGGUAGACGUUCCACCCUAGCUGAGCAGUUCGUCUCCUGCUCCCAGUCUCCGCCCCCCCCUGCUGUGGACCCAAACUUCAUGAGUCCUCCCGUCGGUCCUCCACUCACCCUGGAUCCCAACCCCGAGGCCUGUUGAGAGGUAGGCUCAACUUGGUGUUUUGAACAAAAUGUCCAAAAUUGAGACGGAAGAGAUGAUCGAGAUUGAGAUCGAUGGGCAGGAUAAACAUGGAUGCCUGGAGGAAGGGAUGGAGGAGCACACCCUCACUGCUGCAGACCUCAUCCAGCAAGACAUCGACAUCAACGAGCCCAUCGGUAACCUGAAGAAGCUCCUGGAGCCUCGGAUCCAGGUGACUCUGGACCAGUAUGAGAUCUGCCUGCAGGACAUCCAGCUCCAUCCUGAUCACAGUCUGUUUGACCAAGGAGUGAAGACCGAUGGAACAGUACAGCUCAGCCUGCAGAUCAUCACACGACCAGGCGAGGAGAAGCUGAACAUCCUGGAGAUCGUGAAGCCGGUGGAGACGGUGGAGGUGGUGAUCGACCCGGACGCGGCCGGGGAGGACGGCUCGCUGGGGGAGGAGGGCCAGCUGAUCGCCGUGGAGCGCUCGGCGCUGUCCGACGACACCUCGGAGCAGGUCACCCGCUGGGCGGCCGCGCUGGAGGGGUACCGCAAGGAGCAGGUCCGCCUUGGCAUCCCCUACGAUCCCGUGCUGUGGUCGGCGGACCAGGUCAUCCACUGGGCCGUGUGGGUGAUGAAGGAGUUCAACAUUGAUGAGAUGGAGAUCGGGGCGAUCCACAUCCCGGGGCGGGAGCUGUGCUCCUUCUCCCACGAGGACUUCCUCCAGAAGGUUCCGAGCGGAGAGAUCCUCUGGAGCCACCUGGAGCUGCUGCGCAAAUAUGUGCUGGCCAGUCAGGACCAGGCAGGACAGGACGCCACCGUGACCAUCGACCAGCCCGUGCAGAUCAUCCCGUCGGCCGUCAACACGUCCAGCACCAUCAAGGUCCUGAAGCAGAGCCGCGGGCCCCGGACUCCCCGCAUCUCCGGGGGCGAGGAGCGCAGCUCGCCCGGCAACCGCACCGGGAACAACGGGCAGAUCCAGCUGUGGCAGUUCCUCCUGGAGCUGCUGACGGAUAAGGACGCCCGCGACUGCAUCUGCUGGGUGGGCGAGGAGGGGGAGUUCAAGCUGAACCAGCCCGAGCUGGUGGCCCAGAAGUGGGGGCUGCGCAAGAACAAGCCCACCAUGAACUACGAGAAGCUCAGCCGAGCCCUCAGGUAUUACUACGACGGGGACAUGAUCAGCAAGGUGCAGGGGAAGCGCUUCGUCUACAAGUUUGUGUGCGACCUGCGGACGCUGAUCGGCUACAGCGCGGCGGAGCUCAACGGCCUGGUCACCGAGUGCGAGCAGAAGAAGCUGGCCCGCCUGCAGCUGCACGGCCUGGGGCAGCCCGUCACCACCGUGACGCUGGCCACCUCCAUCGAGAAGGACAGCUGAGGGCGGGGCCCGGCGCCGGGGGCGGACAGUUCCUUGGUGAUGACUUGUGGGCGCCAGGCCUCGCCCCCUCGGGGUCAGGGGGAGGGGCCGGCGGCCUGACCGGGGUCGGAGGUCAGAGGUCCCCAUCACACGCCUUCGCUCUGCGCUCGGACCCGGCCCGGCGUUCGGAGAUGUUCAUGUUCAUUAUUUUUAUAAAUCUAUGAAGGGCAGAAGCAUGGAAUGAGUGGUGACCCAUCAUGGUGGUUCAUGGGCUGUCAGGGAGACUGAAUGUUGCUUCAUGAUUAGUUCUCGUCUAGCUGUUGUUUCUACUGUAUAUACUGGUACUCUAUGUUUUUGAUAGCCGCGACGGCAAGUGUAUUUUCAUAUGUUCCCAUUUAUAUAGCGGGUUGGUUUUUGUAUUUUAUUUAGUCUGUUCCCUGAUUGCUGGACCUUUUUUUUUGUCCACUAGGGGGAAUAAAGUGGCAAGCAUUUUUCUUGAGGCUUGGUGUCUGAUCAGUGGAGAGGAGGCGGAGCCAAAGGAGUUCUGUACAUUCAAACUUUAUUGAGGGGGUUGUGGGUACAAA
Gadus chalcogrammus (walleye pollock) is the source of this 2655-nucleotide messenger RNA. RefSeq names its product GA binding protein transcription factor subunit alpha (gene gabpa). The coding region runs from base 770 to 2092 and encodes 440 amino acids. Gene Ontology annotation, biological process: cell differentiation; regulation of transcription by RNA polymerase II. Gene Ontology annotation, molecular function: sequence-specific DNA binding; DNA-binding transcription factor activity, RNA polymerase II-specific. The record is from RefSeq and is a predicted model, not a curated record. The transcript has 10 exons. NCBI's taxonomy places the organism in Eukaryota, Metazoa, Chordata, Actinopteri, Gadiformes, Gadidae. Gene Ontology annotation, cellular component: nucleus.